UGCCUGUAGCUGGGUCCUGUAUGGAAGCCCGUGCAAGGCUGUCCCGGAGACCCCGCGCUGCCUGCACCUCUAUCGUCUCGGUUGACAUGGACGAUGAAGAUGGCAGGUGCCUGCUAGAUGUCAUUUGUGACCCAGAAGCACUCAACGAUUUUCUUCAUGGAUCAGAGAUACACCUGGACACUGACGACCUUUUGGAUGGCUCUAACGACCCCUCCAGCUCGUUCUUCUCUUCUGUUGGGUGCCACGUUCCAGAGGUACCACCCCCAGUCCAGCUGUCGUCCAAUGAGCAGCAAGGCCUGCCCCGGGUCAGCGUGGACCUGGACUUCCUGGAAGAUGACGUCAUCCUGGGCGGGUCGCCAGGCGACGACGGUAGCAACGGCAUCGGCGGCAACGCCAUGGUGCCAUGUGACAUUCUGCAACAGAGCCUGGCGGAGGCUAACAUUACAGAGCAGAGCCUGCAGGAGGCCGAGGCAGAGCUGGACCUGGGCUCCUUCGACCUCACCAUGCCAGGCCUGACUCAGGUGGUACAGACCCUGCCCUGUACAGACAGCCUGACUGGGCCUGGAGGGAUCGCUGUGGGGGUGGGGCUCCCCAUCUUCCCUGGAGCUCCAGACUCCUCCGCCACCCCUCCCCAGGCCACAGCUGACAUGCUGGGCUCGGUGCUGACCCAACAGGGCCUGGAGUUUGGGCCCCAGGUCAUGAACAAGGCCCAGGCCAUCAGUAUGCAGCCGUUCAUGCAGCAGGUAGCAGGCCUGGGUAACGUCACCCUUCAGCCAAUCACCUCCCUUCAGGCUCUACCUAACGGCUGUCAGUCAGGACACCUGGGACUGGGACAGAUACAGGUGAUGGGCCAGCCCACCGUGAUGACUAUGAACCAAUCAGGACAGCCCAUGCUGGCCAAAGGUAUGGGAGGAUACCAGCUGCACCAGCCUGGCCCCGAGGCACAGGUGGCUGGUGGGCAGGGCGGACUGGGAGGGGGGCUUCUGAUCCAAGGGGGUAAAGCCACUCUGGGUUCUCCUGCUUUAAACGGACCAGCGGUGUGUGGCGGCAGCGGUACCACAGGAACCUUGGUUGGGUUCAGUAGCCCCGGACUGGCACAACAUGGGCAAAACCAUCCCCAAGGACAGAUCAUGCAGAACCUGAUCAUCCAGCGGACUCCGACCCCCAUCCAGCCCAAACCCCCUCAAGGGGGCGCGGCCAUCCAGCCCAAACUGUUUAAGCAGCAGCAGACCCAGCCCCACGCCUUCCAGAACGAUUCCAACAAGCCUCUUGGGGGUCAGGUACCUGUCUCCGCUGCCCAGAAUGUAACCUUCCUGACAGGCAAGCCUGGUUCUAACGUGGUCCUGACCUCCCAGGCAGGGGUUUCCCAGCAGGCACUGUUCAAACAGCAGACAGCUCACCACCCUUCUGGGAAAGCGCUCAGUGUCCAUCUGCUCAAUCAGCCCGGCAGCAUCAUGCUGGGGGGGCAGAGCCACCAGUUCCUCUUGCCGCAGCAGCUAGCCGGGGGUCAGAUACUCACGCAGCACCCUGGGGGCCACAUCAUCACCUCCCAGGGGCCUGGGGGCCAGCUGAUAGCCAAUCAGAUCCUGGCUCAGCACCAGAACAUCAACCUGGGCCAGGUGUUGAUGUCUCAGGGCCACAUCCAACUGCAGCCGGGUCAGAUGGGGGUUGGACAUCAGCUUUUCCAGAUGCCUGUUACCCUGUCGCAGAGCCAGACCCACCCGGUCACGGGCCACCAGGCCCACACGGUGAUCCAGGGCAUGCCCUUGCAGAACUCCCUGGCCAUGCUGAGCCAGGUGGAGGGGGUGAGUCCUGCUGUCAGUCUGCAGCCCGCUCUGCAACCGCAGCCGGGGGGCGUUCCCAGCAGCGGGAUGGGCGGGGCGGCUGCCAUGGCACAGGGCCAGCCUGGGGAGAGUGGGAGCUGUACAGACCAGGCAGCCCAUCCUGGACAACCCCCACAGCACUCCUCCAUCCUCUCUAUGCAGACUGGGCCCUCUGUCUCUGUGGCUGUCUCUGUCCCCUCCUCUUCUCCAUCCUUAUCUGUGUCCACCACGUCAGCCCAGCAGCAGCACAGCCCUGGGAGCAGGGUGCUCUUCACAGGGCCACAAGGCUCCAGCAUGAUCCUCAGCCAGGAACACCUUCAGAUGUUCCUUCAGCAGGACCAGCGACAGACAGAGAAUGACCCCGCCCCCUCUCUCUCAGUGGGCGUGCCAGCGUCCGUUAUCGUCAGCAGCAACAGCAGCUCUGGCCACACACCCUCGGGUCUUGACAGCCAAUUAGCUGAGGCAGCAGUGGUAAACCAGGUAGACAAUACGCCCCUUAAUGCUAAGCCCCACCCCCUGUUGCUGCCACUGCCACUCUGUUAGAACAUUGUCUGCCUCGCUCACUCUCUCUCUCUCUCUCUCUCUCUGCACAAUUUGUUUCCUCUAAAUCACCAGUCUGUUGUCAUAACUCUCACUUUGUUUAUCUCUUCACCCUCACGUCUCUGCCGCUUGUGUUUGGGUGUGUCUGAAGUGGGUUUCCAGCCCUGCUUUCUAUGUACUGUCACUGCCCAUGUGUCAGAGGUUGUCUGUCUGUCUCUGUCUCACCCUCUCCAGUCAUGGACAUGCAUGGCUGAGUAUGGAUUAUAGUGGGUCGUAUGGUUGUGGACGCAUAGAAGAUGUAGAAACAUUUCCUGUAUUAUUAUAAACAAUCUAGAGAUAAAUAUAUUAUCAAACGUGCAUGUGUUCCUGAAUGUGACAUCACUACUCAUGAGAUAUGGGAGGACAGUGGUGGAUUGGACUGAUCGUAGAAUACUAGACCUGUCAUAUCUCAUAAUACUAGACCUGUCAUAUCUCAUAAUACUAGACCUGUCAUAUCUCAUAAUACUAGACCUGUCAUAUCUCAUAAUACUAGACCUGUCAUAUCUCAUAAUACUACACCUGUCAUAUCUCAUAAUACUAGACCUGUCAUAUCUCAUAAUACUAGACCUGUCAUAUCUCAUAA
Messenger RNA from Salvelinus fontinalis (brook trout), 2985 nucleotides. It is a transcript of the gene bicra, whose product is annotated as BRD4 interacting chromatin remodeling complex associated protein. Gene Ontology annotation, cellular component: SWI/SNF complex. The transcript has 6 exons. NCBI's taxonomy places the organism in Eukaryota, Metazoa, Chordata, Actinopteri, Salmoniformes, Salmonidae. Gene Ontology annotation, biological process: positive regulation of DNA-templated transcription. The record is from RefSeq and is a predicted model, not a curated record. Bases 21 to 2366 code for a protein of 781 amino acids.